CACGGCCUCGCUGAAGGUACUGGGAAUUCUCAGCUACUAGUUAUCCUUGGCCAAAUUAAGUAGGAUUACUCAAACGCCCAGGCCUGCGUGACCAUCUCUGAAUCACCGUAUUCUCAACAUACAUUUAGGACAUGCUCUCUGUAAAAGAUUUUGCAACCUGCUUGUUAAGCAAACAAGGCCCGUGGUGUUGCGGCCAGGCCCGACCGGCGAUGAUGUUCAGACGCUCCUCUGCACGACCUCGGACUUCCAUCCGCUGCUUGGUGCAAAUUCACACAAUGGGUUCAAGCUGGGCGAACGCCUUAAGCUCGACUGGAUGAGUCGCUGUUAUAUAGGUUGCGGUUUCAAAUGGUUGGAGUGCAUGCGGCGCUCCGUGCGGCCCUCUACGACGCCUGGAGUGCCUCGGUCUAUGUAUCACUCGGCAACGCCAUUCUGCGCCUCGUGGAGAGCCAGGUUGUGCACGUGGCCGGCAACGCAAGCGCUGGCGAAUCAGCAGAUGGUACUGGCGAUGUCGCUCGCCUGGAGUGCCGCUUCCAAACGCAGCUUGCGAGCGACAACGCAGGGAGGCUGUUCUUCAUAGACUCCGCAUUGCGCAUCCGCAAGGUGCAGCUGCCGGCAGCGUGGCGCGCAGGCGGCACGCAGUGGGGGAAGGCGUGGGUCAGAACGCUGCGGCUGACGGCGCCCGGCGAGAUUUACAGCCUGGCAUACGUGCCGCCGUCGCCGCAGCCGGAGCGGCCAGAGCAGGCGGCGGCGGCGGCAAAUGGCGCGAGCACCAGCGCGGGGGAUGCUGUGGCUGGACGCGUUGGCGGCGGCGGCAAAUGGCGCGAGCACCAGCGGGGGGGGUCUGUGGCUGGACGCGGCGGCGGCGGCGGCAUGCUGGUGUACGGCACCGAGACAGCCCUUUACAAGCUGCCGCUUGCUGGCACCGGCGCCACAGGGCGCCUGCAGCCGCAGCUGCUGGCGGGGCAAGAGGGCACCCACGCCUGCGCCGACGGCAGUGGCGCACAAGCCAGGUUUAACAAGAUCUAGGGAAUCACGAUGGAUGCCACUGGCCUCAUCUACCUGCUUGACAACGA
This is a messenger RNA of Chlamydomonas reinhardtii, 1073 nucleotides long. RefSeq lists its product as uncharacterized. The transcript is spliced from 2 exons. Bases 346 to 1026 code for a protein of 226 amino acids. The record is from RefSeq and is a predicted model, not a curated record. Lineage: Eukaryota; Viridiplantae; Chlorophyta; Chlorophyceae; Chlamydomonadales; Chlamydomonadaceae.